GACCAACGUUCUCCGUAACUAUUAUCCUUUUGCUUUCCAACCAGGCGUUGCUGGAUCUAUUCGCUUUCAAGGACAUACAUCGUUGAACAGUUUGCUUGGGUUGCGAUAGCCAUAAAGGAAGCCCCGGCUGGGGCUCUACUACUUGACAUGGGGGCUUAAGCUGACACUUUACGGGGAAGGCAAAAGCUAAAGUUACAGCCAGCGGAGGACGGGCCGCCCACCGCAAGCGGUGGCUGCGGCCAUGGCGGACGACCUGUAUGAUGAAUUUGGCAACUAUAUAGGUCCCGCCUUGGAGGAUAGUGAGGAAGAGGAUGAUGAGCAGCAUCAACAUCACGGAUUUGUGGACGAAGAAGGCAUAGAUGGAGAUGGUGUCGGGCAUCAUGAGGUUGACGCCAUGGAAGAAGAUGUGGAGCCAGGUGAUGGGGGAAUGGCCGUGGUAUUGCACGAGGAUAAGAAGUAUUACCCGUCAGCCGAGGAGAUCUAUGGACCCGAAGUGGAGACGCUGGUCAUGGAGGAGGACGCGCAGCCUCUGGAGGUGCCCAUCGUUGCCCCCAUUAAGGUCAAAAAAUUUGAAACCCUUGAAGCGGAGCCCCUGCACACUCACUACAGCAACGAAUUCCUUGCUACGCUCAUGGCAAACCCGGAACUUGUUCGCAACGUGGCUAUUGUCGGUCAUUUGCAUCAUGGCAAAACGACCAUCAUGGAUAUGUUCGUUGAGCAGACCCACGAGUUGAAGAAGUUGACAGCGGCACAGGAAGCGGCUGGCAAGCAGCUUCGGUUCACGGACACACGGUUGGAUGAGCAGGCGCGUGCCAUGAGUAUCAAGAUGAUGCCUAUGUCGCUGGUGAUGGAGGGGCAAAGCGGAAAAUCGUUCCUGCUUAACCUACUGGACUGCCCUGGCCAUGUCAACUUCAACGACGAGGUGACAGCUGCGAUGCGCCUGGCGGACGGCUUGUUGCUGGUGGUGGAUGCUGCGGAGGGGAUCAUGGUGGUCACGGAGCGGGCGGUGCAGCAAGCGCUGCAGGAGGGACUGUCCAUAACCCUCAUGAUCAGUAAGGUCGACCGAUUGAUUACGGAACUGAAGCUUCCGCCCGCAGAUGCGUACCACAAGCUGCGGCACACGAUUGAGGAGGUCAACAAUCUCAUUGCGGUGUGCUGUGGCGGUGAGGUGCCGCCGGAGCGUUUGCUCGAUCCAGUGCGUGGCAACGUGGCGUUCUGCGCGGCGGCAUCCGGCUGGUCGUUCACGCUCCAAUCCUUUGCCCGCCUCUACGCGGACAUAUCUGGCGCUGGCUUCGACCCACGGGAGCUUGCGAAGCGGCUGUGGGGCGACCUUUAUUUCCAUCGGGAGGACCGCGUGUUUCGGCGGACCCCCCAGCGAGCCGGCGGGACCACGGAGCGCAGCUUUGUCCAGUUCAUCCUGGAGCCGCUGUUCAAGAUGUACAGCACUGUAAUUGGCGAACACCCGAAGACCGUGGAGGCCAUGUUGGCGGGGUUGGGCGUUUUCCUGCGGACCGCCAUGUACAACCUGGACACCAAGCCUUUGCUGAAACAGGUUUGCUCCAGCGUGCUGGGAAAUUGCUCAGGUGUCGUGGACAUGCUCGUCGAGCACGUGCCGCCCAGCCGAAAGGCAACGGCAGCCAAGGUGGCGGCGCACUACAGUGGUCCGCCGGACGCGCCGGCCGUGUCAUUUAUGUCCGCCUGCAACCCGCGCGGGCCACUUGUGGUAGCGGUGGCUAAGCUCUUCCCCCGGCAAGACUGCUCACGAUUCGACGCACUCGGCCGCAUUAUGAGUGGGACACUGCGGCCCGGAGAUCAGGUUAAGGUGCUUGGCGAGGCUUACACGCCUGAGGAUGAGGAGGAUAGCGCCGUGGCUACGGUAGGGAAUGUGUGGGUAUACCAGGCCAGGUAUCGCGUGCCUGUGGCCCGGGCCACCGCUGGUAACCUUGUACUGAUCGAGGGCGUGGACGCCACCAUUACACGGACAGCUACGCUGGUAGCAGACGCGUACGAUGAGCCGGUGCAUAUCUUCAGACCGCUUCAGUUCCAGACUCGCAGCACGGUGAAGAUUGCCGCGGAGCCGCUGAACCCCUCGGAGCUGCCAAAGAUGGUAGAGGGGCUACGCAAGGUGUCGAAAAGCUACCCAAUGUGCAGCACCCGCGUCGAGGAGAGCGGCGAGCACACCAUCUUCGGCACCGGGGAGGUGUACCUGGACUGCCUCAUGAAGGACCUGCGUGAGCUGUACGCGGAGGUGGAGGUCAAGGUGGCGGACCCGGUGGUAGCUUUUUGCGAAACGGUUGUUGAGAGCAGCUCGCUCAAGUGCUUUGCGGAGACGCCCAACAAGCGCAAUAAGAUUACCAUGAUAGCGGAGCCGCUGGACAAGGGCUUGGCAGAGGACAUUGAGGCGGGCAACGUGCGUCUUGAGAUGGGCCGCAAGCAGCUCACGGAAUGGUUCCAAUCGCGGUACGAGUGGGAUCUUCUGGCGGUUCGCGGUCUAUGGGCGUUCGGGCCGGACGCGCAGGGCCCCAACGUGCUGCUGGAUGACAGUCUGGCGGCUGAGACGGACAAGGGACUUCUGAACGCGGUCCGAGACUCCAUCAUUCAGGGCUUCCAAUGGGGUGCCCGCGAGGGGCCGUUAUGUGACGAGCCCAUCCGAAACGUCAAGUUCAAGAUCCUGGACGCUACCAUUGCGCCGGAGCCCAUCCACCGCGGCGGUGGCCAGGUCAUUCCUACCGCGCGCCGCGUCUGCUACUCGGCCUUCCUCAUGGCUACGCCGCGCCUCAUGGAGCCGGUGUACUACGUGGAAAUCCAGACGCCUGCGGAUUGCAUCGCCGCCAUCUAUAACGUGCUUGCCAAGCGAAGAGGGCACGUGACGGCGGAUGUGCCCAAGCCCGGCACGCCCAUCUUCAUCGUGAAGGCCUACCUGCCGGUCAUUGAGAGCUUUGGAUUCGAGACGGACCUGCGAUACCACACGCAGGGCCAAGCUUUCUGCCAGUCAGUGUUCGACCACUGGCAGGUGGUGCCGGGCGAUCCCCUGGACAAGUCCAUUGUAUUGCGGCCGCUGGAGCCGGCGCCAAUCCAGGCUUUGGCGCGCGAGUUUAUGGUGAAGACGCGAAGGCGCAAGGGCAUGAGCGAUGACGUGUCGAUUAACAAGUUCUUCGACGAUCCCAUGCUUCUGGAGUUGGCCAAGCAGGAUGCCGAUCUGGCCAUGAUUUUUUAA
Molecule: messenger RNA, 3217 nt
Organism: Volvox carteri f. nagariensis
Lineage: Eukaryota; Viridiplantae; Chlorophyta; Chlorophyceae; Chlamydomonadales; Volvocaceae
Gene: efg5
Product: elongation factor 2 (EF-2, EF-TU)
Exons: 19
Coding region: 242-3217 (991 amino acids)
Biological process (GO): mRNA splicing, via spliceosome
Cellular component (GO): U2-type catalytic step 2 spliceosome; U4/U6 x U5 tri-snRNP complex; cytosol
Molecular function (GO): translation elongation factor activity; U5 snRNA binding; GTPase activity
Source: RefSeq, a predicted model, not a curated record